CCAAAAUCGAUAUCCCGGGCGUAUAAAUAGAGACCUUUGAUUGAGAACAGCUGGCCGCUAGCCAGGGAACAUGCAACCUACGAGGAUGAGGCGUCCUCGCCGCCACCGGUGGCUCACAUUGUCGGUGUUCUUCAUAGCGUACUCCGUGUUCCACUCGAUGAUGACGGCAUCCAAAGCGACGGACCAACAUCCGGAAAAUGAUAUAUGGCGGGAUCGUGAUUAUCAGCCGAAUGAAAAUGAUAAACCAAAAGAGGAGAUUCUUAAGAAGAUCACAACGCCAAAUCCGAGUAGUGGAGAAGAAAAUGAAGCGGAAGAAGAAGAUAAAGAAACCACUGAUCCGUCAGUGGAAGAGUCACCCAAGAAAGAAUUAAAGGACGCAGGCUACAAAGAGACCGUAAACGAGACCAAACUUCGAGAAAAGGAACAAAAGGAUUUGAUCCCAACCGUUCACCCCAUCAGAGACAACUGCACCCCGCCAGCUAUUGAGCAAUUCCCCCGGCCGUUGAUGGGGCAGAACGCCCGCAAGCACGGCGGAUUGAUCCUGCACAUCCUGGUGGCCGUGUUCACCUUCAUCGGUCUGGCUAUAGUCUGCGACGAGUACUUCGUCUCCAGCCUUGAUAGAAUCUGUGAAGAACUGAAGUUGGCGCCAGACGUGGCCGGAGCCACCUUCAUGGCGGCGGGCAGCUCGGCACCUGAACUGGCCACCGUAGUCAUUGGAGUAUUCUGCGCUCAGGAUGAUAUCGGUGUGUCCGGCGUCAUCGGCUCAGCGGUGUUUAACAUAAUGUUCGUGAUAUCUGUGUGUGCCCUCUGCGCCGGCACCGUCUCCCACCUCAACUGGUGGCCACUUUGCAGAGAUUGCUUCUUCUACGCCCUCUCCAUCUUGGUCAUGCUGUGCACCAUUGCUAACGGCUACGUUUCUUGGCCCGAAGCCCUGUUCAUGCUGAUCAUGUACGGCGUAUACUGCAUCGCUUUGAGGUUCAACACGGUCUUGGAGCAGUGGGCCAUCUCCAUCCUGUACAAGAUGCCCUUCAAGCUGCCCACGAGGGAGGAACAGGCGGCUUUGGUUACAUACAGAAGCGCUGGUGGCCAACUCCCGGCGACAGCGGCGGCCGCAGAAGGCCAGUACACGCAAGUGGAAGGGCAGACCAAAGAGACUCCAUUGCAGAAUACAGCGUACAAUCCGGAUGGUGCUUACGACAACGUGGCUUACAACGCCGAGCCAGCGCAGGCGUGGGACCCCAACACCACGUGGGAUCCCGACCAGGCUUGGAGUGAUCAACCACAAACACAGCAAGCGCCAGCAUCGACAGGCUGGGGAGACUACAGCCAGCAGCCGGUACAGCAACAGCAACAGCAACCUCCACAGCAGACGGUACAGUCGCCGCAAGCUCAACAACAACCUGCUCCUCAACAAACACAGCAGCCAGUCGCCCCCGCCUACUACAAGGCAAAGGAAUACAACCCUGAGACUGCUGUCGACCCACUUGUCAAACCAAUAGGCGCAAAUCCGUUCCAACUGUGCUGUUGGUACGUCGCGUUCCCCGUCCACUGGGCGUGCCGGCACACCAUGCCCGACUGCCGCGGCCGCUGGUACCCCAUCACCUUCAUCAUCUCCAUGCUUUGGAUCUCCUUCUACUCCUACUUCAUGGUCUGGAUGAUCACCAUCAUCGGUUACACCCUGGGUAUCCCGGACACGGUUAUGGGACUGACAUUCGUCGCGGCUGGGGUGUCAGUUCCUGACGCGCUGUCAUCACUCGCCGUCAUCAAAGAAGGGUACGGUGACAUGGCUGUAUCUAAUGCUGUGGGGUCCAACGUGUUCGACAUCCUGGUCUGCCUCGGGCUCCCCUGGUUCAUACAGACCGCCAUCAUCCACCCUGGAAGCCAUGUCAAUGUCAUCAGCAAGGGUCUGAUCUACUCGACCCUGUCUUUAUUCUCCACUGUGGUGUUCCUGGUGGUAGCCACCCACGCGAACGGCUGGAAACUGGACCGCAAGUACGGAGCGGUCCUGAUGGUGUGGUACAUACUCUUCAUCACGUUCGCAAGUCUGUACGAGCUGAACGUCUUCGGCGAGUUCAACAAGCCAGACUGCAUCUCCGCCUAUUAA
Molecule: messenger RNA, 2104 nt
Organism: Amyelois transitella
Lineage: Eukaryota; Metazoa; Arthropoda; Insecta; Lepidoptera; Pyralidae
Product: probable sodium/potassium/calcium exchanger CG1090
Exons: 16
Coding region: 71-2104 (677 amino acids)
Biological process (GO): calcium ion transmembrane transport; intracellular calcium ion homeostasis
Cellular component (GO): membrane
Molecular function (GO): calcium, potassium:sodium antiporter activity; calcium channel activity
Source: RefSeq, a predicted model, not a curated record